This is a messenger RNA of Rhododendron vialii, 921 nucleotides long. RefSeq lists its product as uncharacterized. Lineage: Eukaryota; Viridiplantae; Streptophyta; Magnoliopsida; Ericales; Ericaceae. The coding region runs from base 1 to 516 and encodes 171 amino acids. Gene Ontology annotation, biological process: endonucleolytic cleavage in ITS1 to separate SSU-rRNA from 5.8S rRNA and LSU-rRNA from tricistronic rRNA transcript (SSU-rRNA, 5.8S rRNA, LSU-rRNA). Gene Ontology annotation, cellular component: nucleolus; 90S preribosome. The transcript has a single exon. The record is from RefSeq and is a predicted model, not a curated record.
AUGUAUUUGAAGGAUGUGGCGGCAAGGCAUUUGAUCGAGGAGGGGGCAGAGUUUGAUGAUGAUGAUGAGGAGGAGGAGGAGAAGGAGGAGAAGAGGGUGAAGAGUUAUAAAGAGGAGCAAGAGGAGUUGAGGAGGGAGUUCCUGGAUGCGGCCGAGGCGGCUUUGGAUGACGAUGAUGGUGGAGAGUUGUUGAAAGAGAGAGCAAGGAAUGGUACGGGGGAUGAUGAUGAUGAUGAUGAUAUGGGCGAGGUUGAGAAGAAAUUGAAUGAGUAUUUUGGAGAAGAUGGAAAUUUGGAUGAGAAUGAGAAGUUUUUGAAGGAGUAUUUUAGGAAUAGGAUGUGGGUUGGUGAUGAGGGUAAUAGUACGGGAGUGAAGGAUUUGGAUGGGAAUGAGGAUUUGGGUUUGUCGGAGGACGAGGAAGAGGUUGAGAAGCAAGAGGAUUACGAGAUUACAUUAAGGACCAAUUUACAAUCUGUCCAAGUUACUCAUAUGGCUGAUGAUGAAUCAAUGACAUAAAUAAUGAUGAUGAUAAUAAUUCUUUUGCUUGUCUAGUAGAGAGUCUCGAGACCCCUAUGAAGAUGAUGGUACUACAUCAGCACUGACACUAACUUUAGGUGACUUCUAGAACAGCAUGACGAAAUAAUGGCGGAACAGUUGUCCUCUCGUAAAGGAAAAGAGAAAAAUCAAUAAUGUUCUAACGUCCAACCAACUUUCAGUGAAAGAUCCCACUCAUGGGAUAGGAACUCAAUUAUGGAUGAUAUUUUACACUCAUCUUUCGAUGGAAGAAAUCUGUGACGAUGGGGCUCAGAGUCCACACGGCGAAUCUCCAUCUUAUUUUAAUUUGAGUGGAAUUUCAUUGUAAUUUUCAUUUGAAUUUCAUGUAAAGAGUCCUUUAUAAAAAGAACGCGUCUGUCUUUGUAA